Aureobasidium pullulans EXF-150 is the source of this 929-nucleotide messenger RNA. RefSeq lists its product as uncharacterized. Bases 208 to 801 code for a protein of 197 amino acids. NCBI's taxonomy places the organism in Eukaryota, Fungi, Ascomycota, Dothideomycetes, Dothideales, Saccotheciaceae. The record is from RefSeq and is a predicted model, not a curated record. The transcript has 2 exons. Gene Ontology annotation, biological process: regulation of DNA-templated transcription. Gene Ontology annotation, cellular component: nucleus.
GCUGCUAAUCAGCUCGCAUGCUAGGCCGUCGCAACAAAGACAAUCGGAGAAGCUCUGCCGGGAGUUGUUCCAUCAAACCCUCAACACGCCGCUCCCACGACUAUCGUCGAGUCGACCACUGAACCACAACAGGACUCUACGCCUGCCCCAGCCGAUGAACCAGCACCUGCUUUGUCGGGUCCAGCUCUAGGUCCGGCACUCGGUCCUAUGGCUGGCCCUGCCGCUGGUCCUUCAAUGCCAGAGGCCGGCCCAUCCGCAAUGCCCAGCGAAGAAGACGACGGCUCCAUUCCAUCGUCACCAUACACGGCCGGUCGUCUUAUGCUCCGAAACCUGACCAUGCCGCCCGUACCAAAUUUCCAGAUCCCACCAUCACCACCGGGCUCGCCGCCCCCAGACACAACGACCAAAUUCGCGAGGUUUCUCAACUUGAAGAAGAAAGGAACUCAUUUCAACGAACGUCUAUACCACUCCUCGGCUUUGCGGAAUCCUGGUCUUUUGCCAAAGCUCAUGGACUUUGCCGGCAUCAGUCAAGAAGACCAGUAUGCGACCCCGUGGUCACAAGGAGCGAUCGCGACGAAAUUUCCUGAUUGGGCAUAUGGCGACAAACUGGUUGCGGCGCAUGAGAAGAUUGCAAAGAAGAAGGAACAAGAAAAGGCCAAGAAUCCAAGGGAGGCAGUGGACUUUGUACCGGCAAAACAGGAAGCGAAUGCUUCGGCAUCCGGAAGAGUGGAGAGGAGAACACAAGGCAGACGAGGGCUAGGCUUUGACAACGAAAGACGACGAUCCCGCUCGCCCAGAUGAAAAAGUGGAUCACAAUCCCCAGAACUUCUCAACUCUCAUCUUGACUCCUUCCCAGCUGUUGAGCUUUGGGCGUACGUCAAGGUAGAAGUUGAGAGACUUGCCAGGCUUGCCCUCAUUCUUGCCGGCGU